Molecule: messenger RNA, 3022 nt
Organism: Phalacrocorax carbo (great cormorant)
Lineage: Eukaryota; Metazoa; Chordata; Aves; Suliformes; Phalacrocoracidae
Source: RefSeq, a predicted model, not a curated record
GUGUUAUCCAGCUGGCAUCCCUGCAUUUUGUAAUGUAAUUUUCUCCUUUAUCUAGUUGGCCCAGUCUGUAAUUGAUCUGAAUAACCAAAUGCAGCAGAAGGACAAAGAGAUGCAGAUGAAUGAAGCAAGGAUUGCAGAGUAUUUGCAAAAGAUCUCUGAACUGGAAACAGAGUGCCAGGAACUGCGUAGCAAACUGCAAGAUCUCGAGCGAGCUAAUCAGACACUGAAAGAUGAAUAUGAUGCUCUCCAGAUCACCUUCAAUGCCUUGGAAGAGAAACUGAGGAAAACCACUGAAGACAACCAGGAGCUGGUCUCGCGUUGGAUGGCAGAGAAAGCACAAGAAGCCAAUCGUCUGAAUGCAGAAAAUGAAAAGGAUUCAAGGAGACGACAAGCCAGGUUGCAGAAGGAGCUAGCAGAAGCUGCCAAAGAGCCCCUGCCUGUUGAGCCCAGGGAUGAUGAUAUUGAAGUGCUUGCAGAUGAAACCUCGGACACAGCUGAGGAGACAUCUCCAGUGCGAGCUGUCAGCCGAACAUCCAGUAAGCGACUCUCCCAGCCAACUGGAGGCCUUCUGGACUCUAUCACUAAUAUCUUUGGUCUGUCUGAGUCUCCCCUUUUGGGACAUCAAUCUUCUGAUGCUGCCAGGAGACGUUCUUUGUCUUCAUUCCCUGCUCCCCAGGAUAAUGUAGAGCCACAUCCAGGUGCCAGUAAAGAAGUAAGAGUGCCCACUACUGCCAUAUGUGUCUUUGAUGCACAUGAUGGGGAGGUGAAUGCGGUGCAGUUCAGUCCUGGCUCCCGGUUACUAGCAACAGGAGGCAUGGACCGGAGGGUUAAGCUUUGGGAAGUCUUGGGAGAUAGGUGUGAGCCCAAAGGUUCCCUCUCUGGUAGUAAUGCUGGGAUUACAAGCAUAGAAUUUGAUAGUGCUGGUUCUUACCUCUUAGCAGCUUCAAAUGACUUUGCCAGCAGAAUCUGGACAGUUGAUGAUAAUCGAUUACGGCACACCUUGACAGGUCACAGUGGUAAAGUUCUGUCAGCGAAGUUCUUGCUGGACAAUGCCCGCAUUGUUUCAGGAAGUCAUGACCGGACCCUCAAGCUCUGGGACCUCCGCAGCAAAGUUUGUAUAAAAACAGUGUUUGCAGGAUCUAGCUGCAAUGAUAUCGUAUGUACUGAGCAAUGUGUAAUGAGCGGACAUUUUGAUAAGAAAAUUCGUUUCUGGGACAUCAGGACUGAAAGCAUAGUAAAAGAACUGGAGCUGCUUGGAAGAAUCACAGCUCUGGACCUGAACUCAGAGAGAACAGAGCUUUUGACAUGUUCCCGUGAUGAUCUAUUAAAGAUCAUUGAUCUGCGGGUUAGUGCUGUCAAGCAGACAUUCAGUGCCCAGGGAUUCAAAUGUGGCUCUGACUGGACGAGAGUUGUAUUCAGCCCUGAUGGGAACUAUGUAGCUGCUGGUUCAGCUGAUGGGGCCCUGUACAUCUGGAAUGUGCUCACUGGGAAAUUGGAGAGGACGCUAGCAAAGCAUCACAGUUCUUCUAUCAAUGCAGUUGCAUGGUCACCAGCAGGUGCCCAUGUGGUCAGUGUGGACAAAGGAAACAAGGCUGUCCUGUGGUCUGAAUUUUGACUGGAUGGAGUGUGAAAGGCAGAGCAUCCAGCACCUCUGUGUACGGUGGUGCUAGUCUGUGGCUGAACAGAAUGGAGACCUGAGCCCAGAUUCAUCCUGAGUCGGGAUAAUAACAAGUGCAUGGGCUUCACUUUCCAGAGGAAAGUUCUAAAGCGAUGGAGAAGGAGCCUGAGUCAGAGACUUCUUAUGGCCGUAACUGCACUGUGGCACUUGGACUCAGCAAGGGAUUAGCUGUUCUGGAUGGAGAACGCUACGUAGUCAUGCCUUUACAUGCAGUAUGUAUGCACCAAGCGGAGCUGAAGAUACUAGCGGGAUUCCUCACCAGACAGCUGUGCCAAAUACCCUGUCACACAAAUGUAUCUACAGCACUUCCGAGUUGGAAAUGUUGGAAAGAAGUUACUGUGUAUGCCGGCUUAACAUGUGUCCUGUCUCCGGUGUUCUGUUCUUGUGGCCUAGCUCAGGCAUGGGGUGAGAAGGUCCUGAAACGUGGACAGGUCCUAGGCAGUCUGAAGUGUUGGAACAGCCUUUAAAGAGAAUCUCCCAUGGCUGUGGCAGCUCUGCCUUUGAGUUAUCAGCUCAAUUCAGAUCUGCUCUGAUCCUGACACAGGUUCUCCAGCACUCUCAUGUGAACUCUAUCAGUUUCACCUGUUCUUAAGGCAAUGGUCUCUUCUUCAGGACUUCUGCAUCCUUUUGUUAAAAUGCCCUUCAACAACUUGGGUAUCACAAAAUAGGAGAUUUUUAAUCUUUUUAUUCUACAGGCAGAUUGGUUCCUGGGUGGGAGGAGAGAGAAGUUCAACUUCUGGUGUGCUGCUGUGAUAAGGAAUGUAGUCAUACUGUGACUUCAGUACCAGAACAUAGGUCUUCGGUCCCUUUUUCUGUUCAUCCGUCCUGUCCUGGCGGCUGUCAGUAGAACACAGGGGAGCAGUGGGGUUAAAUCCCAAAUUUGGUGCUGGCAAUUCCAGGCCGCUUGCCCCCUUCUUGAGCACAUGUGCAAUAUUCCUCUUUGCGCUGGAGCCCUUUCUGUGCUACGGAGCAGUGUCUUGGCUCUGCCCCAUUUAAGCAUCCAAAACCAUGAUGUGGCUGGGUGUGAGCUACCUGGCAUAACUUUAUCCAGCCAAACCUUUCCACAUCAUCUGGGCCUCAAGACAAGCCACCAGCGUUUUGUUGCCUUUUUAUUUGCACUUUAUUUUCUUCUUUCCUGAUAGUGUUUUCCUGAGGAAGCGUGUUUUUUGGAGGGGCUGGAUUAGGGGGAAGCUGCUGUAACAGGCAUCUCUCCAACCUAGCCUUUUGUUCAGACAUUUUCUGCAGAGGGGAAUUAGAGUAUACGGGGCAAAGUUUUUAUUUAUUCAGCUGCCCGUAAGAACUUGAUUGUAAAUAAACUUGUGUUCUGCUUUUAAAACGCCACAA